AUGCCGUUUAGAUCAUCCCUUGUGGUCCUGGGGCUGGUGUUUGUCCUUCUACUGAUGAUCACUAGGGGUUCAGCCCGUUCAUUCCAAGUCUCACCGGAUCAAAAAGAGCGACAGGAAAUCAUGGUGUUAGCUGCGAGAAUUAUAAAGAUUGCUAUGUCAACGCCGCCUUCACCAAGCGAGGUCAUGGAUAAACGUAAUGCCGGAACUAUUGACUCCUUGUACAAUUUACCCGACUUAUUUGCUGCACGGUCAACAUAG
Molecule: messenger RNA, 258 nt
Organism: Ylistrum balloti
Lineage: Eukaryota; Metazoa; Mollusca; Bivalvia; Pectinida; Pectinidae
Product: cerebrin prohormone-like
Exons: 2
Coding region: 1-258 (85 amino acids)
Source: RefSeq, a predicted model, not a curated record